AUGACCACCAUUGAUAAUGUGCUCUGGUCGAGCGUUGAGGACCAAGCGCUGCGCACCGCCAUUGCCGUCCACGGCGGCUGCCACUGGGACCUCAUUGCGCGCAGUUGCCCGCGGCGAUCAGCACUAAAAUGCAAGCAGCGCUGGAAGCUGCUGCAGACGCGCGGUGCCAACAAGCGGGUGUGGGAUGCUCGCGAAGAUAGAUUGCUGGCGGCGCUCGUGCACCAGCACGGGCCAAGCAAGUGGGCGCUUCUCGCGUCGCACCUCGUGCACCGCAACGCCAAGCAGUGCCGAGAGCGCUGGCACAAUCAACUCGACCCGACCAUUCGCCACACCGAGUGGACUGGCGCCGAAGACCGGUUGGUCUUGCUGCGACAGCACGAGCUCGGCAACAAGUGGUCUGCGAUUGCCGACGAGAUGCCGGGCCGCACGGACAAUGCAGUCAAGAACCGAUGGCACGCGUCCAUCAAGCCCAAGCACAUCACGACGGCGACGACGACGCCAGCGACGGGCGUGCUGUUUGCCGACUGGGCGCCGCUCGCGGCCGUCGACUGGACCUUCUUUUCGUUUCCUUAA
This is a messenger RNA of Saprolegnia parasitica CBS 223.65, 573 nucleotides long. RefSeq lists its product as hypothetical. Lineage: Eukaryota; Oomycota; Saprolegniomycetes; Saprolegniales; Saprolegniaceae. The transcript is spliced from 4 exons. Bases 1 to 573 code for a protein of 190 amino acids. The record is from RefSeq and is a predicted model, not a curated record.